AUGCUCGGUCUCUUAUCAUCCCUAUCAACAACUACGACAUCGAGCGAGAUCGGAGACUUCCUGGACCAGGUCUACAGCCACUCCAACUUCCCAUCCCAGUCGCAGCCGCCGAGCACGACCGAGCCAAUCGAUCUACUAGCCUGUCCAGGUUGUAAUCAACGCCCCUUCGUCACCUUGACUUAUGCCCAAUCUAUCGAUGGAAAGAUCGCCGGCGCAGAUGGACAACAGUUGAGAUUGAGCGGGAACCAGUCGAUGAAGAUGACCCAUCUUUUGCGCGCCCGACACGAUGGAAUAAUGGUUGGAAUCGGCACCGUGCUGAACGAUGAUCCACAACUAAAUGUCCGCAACAUUUCUAUCACCGUCCCAUUGGCCAAUCAACCACAACCGAUCGUCUUAGACACCGCUCUACGGACUCCAGCGGAUUGUAAAUUGAUCAAGAAUUACCAAAAUCAAACCGGGAAACAACCCUGGCUGAUAUGCGCCAGAAGCGCAAUGUCCUUGCAGAAACGUCAAGAAUUGGAAGCCGCUGGUGCUCGGGUCAUCCCAAUCACUAACGGAAUGAAUGCAUCAAAAGAAGGAUUAGAUCUAGAGAAAGUUUUAGAAGUAUGUAAAUUGAAUGGGAUCAAUCGAUUGAUGAUCGAAGGAGGAGCUGCGAUAAUCUCUUCGAUCCUCAACCAAGUCUCGGACAAUCCGAUCCUCAAUAUCUUGAUCGUCACUGUUUCUCCUUACAUGGUCGGAGAAGGAAUCACCAUCAAAAGCUCCAACAUUGACUCUCUUUCAUUGCUUCGUCAUCUAGAAACAAAGAUCCUAGGCUUGGAUGCUGUAUUUGCAUAUACUACCAGCUCAGCAACCGAUGAAUAA
This is a messenger RNA of Puccinia triticina, 861 nucleotides long. RefSeq lists its product as uncharacterized. Gene Ontology annotation, molecular function: 5-amino-6-(5-phosphoribosylamino)uracil reductase activity. Lineage: Eukaryota; Fungi; Basidiomycota; Pucciniomycetes; Pucciniales; Pucciniaceae. The coding region runs from base 1 to 861 and encodes 286 amino acids. The record is from RefSeq and is a predicted model, not a curated record. The transcript is spliced from 5 exons. Gene Ontology annotation, biological process: riboflavin biosynthetic process.